GAUGGCGGUAGUUUUCAAAACAAAAUACACGCGCCUUUUUUACUUGAGUAAAUAAUCUAACCAAUUAAAAUAAAUACCGGUAUUGAAUUAAGUGUAUAAAUAUUUAUUAUCGUGUGUUUACGUUGAUAAGCAACAUCAAGGGCGUUUGUGUCAUCCAAGUGUAAGAGAAAUUGUUUCAUAGCAGCGUCACUGGAAAAAAAAUCAAGCAAACAAAAGAUAAGUAAAUAUUUACAGUAAUUAAUUACAAGAGCUCAAGAUGUCAACAAAACGUGUAAGUCUAGAUGAAAAACGUUCACGUAUGCUGCAAUUAUUUUACGAAAAGAGAGAAUUUUUUACGUUAAAAGAAUUAGAGAAAAUAGCACCCAAAGAAAAAGGAAUUGUCUUGCAAUCAGUGAAAGAUAUUAUUCAGGCUUUAGUUGAUGAUGGAUUAGUUCAAACAGAUAAGAUUGGAUCCGCUAUUUACUUUUGGGCUUUCCCUGGAGAAAAUAUAACGACAAUAGAAAAAAGAAUUGCGGAAACGGGAAAAAAUAUUGUCGCCGCGGAAUUUAAAUUACAAAAACUCGAUUCUGAAAUACAAAAACUACAGGAAGGCAAAGAUAAUAUUGAAGAAGUUAAAAAAAUUAUUGAACAAAUUGAGCAAUUAAAAGCCAAAGAAGUUGAAAUUAAAUCACAGAUUGCUAAAUUUAGUGACCAUGAUCCGGAAAUUAUUGAACAAUUAUCGAAAAAAACUGAUAAAUAUAAAGAAGCAGCAAAUACGUGGACGGAUAAUAUUUUUGCGAUUCAAAGUUGGUGUAAAAAUAAGUUUGAUAUAAAUACAGAAGCUUUGAACAAACAGUUCCGUAUUCCAGAGGAAUUAGAUUACAUGGAAUAAUUAAUAAAUCAAUAACACACUUACCAUUCAA
Molecule: messenger RNA, 902 nt
Organism: Microplitis mediator
Lineage: Eukaryota; Metazoa; Arthropoda; Insecta; Hymenoptera; Braconidae
Product: meiotic nuclear division protein 1 homolog
Exons: 5
Coding region: 257-871 (204 amino acids)
Biological process (GO): reciprocal meiotic recombination
Cellular component (GO): nucleus
Molecular function (GO): double-stranded DNA binding
Source: RefSeq, a predicted model, not a curated record